Messenger RNA from Ostreococcus tauri, 2104 nucleotides. Its product is annotated as Satellite virus coat. The annotation marks the transcript as partial. The record is from RefSeq and is a predicted model, not a curated record. The transcript has a single exon. Lineage: Eukaryota; Viridiplantae; Chlorophyta; Mamiellophyceae; Mamiellales; Bathycoccaceae.
AUGUUGUCGUCUGGGGACGACGUGGUCGUGUCCACGGCGGCGAGCAAGACGCUCGCUCUGAAGCAGGACUCGACGAGCAUCCUGAGCUGGGACACCACUGGCGCUGUGACUUUGAACUCCGUGAGCGGGGAGGACUUGACGCUGAGCACGGGUGGUAGCACGCGCUUGACCGUGGACUCGACGGGUCAGGUGGGCAUCGGGACGACGAGCCCUGGGAAGACGCUGGACGUGAACGGGACGCUGGGUGUGACUGGCGCUACGACGCUCACCGGCGACGUGACGAUGAGCAGCGACUUGACCGUGAAUGGUGCUUUCACCGUGACAUCUGACGCCGCGGUGAGUUUGACCUCUGCGAUCAAUUCCGAUGUGAGCUUGACGAGCGCCGGUACGGGUGAUAUCCUGUUGACAUCGACGGACGACAUCACGCUCGACGCUGCCGAUGAUGUGACGAUCGAUGCCGCCGGUGUUUUGUCUUUGGCGCAGGGCGGGACGAGCAUUUUGAGCUGGACGGACGCUGGCGCUGUGACUUUGAGCGCGAAGAGCAGCCAGGAUCUGACGCUGAGCGGCGAUGACGUGGUCGUGUCCACGGCGUCGAGCAAGACGCUCGCUCUGAAGCAGGACUCAACGAGCAUCCUGAGCUGGGACACCACUGGCGCUGUGACUUUGAACUCCGUGAGCGGGGAGGACUUGACGCUGAGCACGGGUGGUAGCGCGCGCGUGACCGUGGACUCGACGGGUCAGGUGGGCAUCGGGACGACGAGCCCUGGGAACACGCUGGACGUGAACGGGACGCUGGGUGUGACUGGCGCUACGACGCUCACCGGCGACGUGACGAUGAGCAGCGACUUGACCGUGAAUGGUGCUUUCACCGUGACAUCUGACGCCGCCGUGAGUUUGACCUCUGCGAGCAAUUCCGAUGUGAGCUUGACGAGCGCCGGUACGGGUGAUAUCCUGUUGACAUCGACGGACGACAUCACGCUCGACGCUGCCGAUGAUGUGACGAUCGAUGCCGCCGGUGUUUUGUCUUUGGCGCAGGGCGGGACGAGCAUUUUGAGCUGGACGGACGCUGGCGCUGUGACUUUGAGCGCGAAGAGCAGCCAGGAUCUGACGCUGAGCGGCGAUGACGUGGUCGUGUCCACGGCGGCGAGCAAGACGCUCGCGCUGAAGCAGGACUCAACGAGCAUCCUGAGCUGGGACACCACUGGCGCUGUGACUUUGAACUCCGUGAGCGGGCAGGACCUGACGCUGAGCACGGGUGGUAGCACGCGCUUGACCGUGGACUCGACGGGUCAGGUGGGCAUCGGGACGACGAGCCCUGGGAACACGCUGGACGUGAACGGGACGCUGGGUGUGACUGGCGCUACGACGCUCACCGGCGACGUGACGAUGAGCAGCGACUUGACCGUGAAUGGUGCUUUCACCGUGACAUCUGACGCCGCCGUGAGUUUGACCUCUGCGAGCAAUUCCGAUGUGAGCUUGACGAGCGCCGGUACGGGUGAUAUCCUGUUGACAUCGACGGACGACAUCACGCUCGACGCUGCCGAUGAUGUGACGAUCGAUGCCGCCGGUGUUUUGUCUUUGGCGCAGGGCGGGACGAGCAUUUUGAGCUGGACGGACGCUGGCGCUGUGACUUUGAGCGCGAAGAGCAGCCAGGAUCUGACGCUGAGCGGCGAUGACGUGGUCGUGUCCACGGCGGCGAGCAAGACGCUCGCUCUGAAGCAGGACUCGACGAGCAUCCUGAGCUGGGACACCACUGGCGCUGUGACUUUGAACUCCGUGAGCGGGGAGGACUUGACGCUGAGCACGGGUGGUAGCACGCGCGUGACCGUGGACUCGACGGGUCAGGUGGGCAUCGGGACGACGAUCCCUGGGAACACGCUGGACGUGAACGGGACGCUGGGUGUGACUGGCGCUACGACGCUCACCGGCGACGUGACGAUGAGCAGCGACUUGACCGUGAAUGGUGCUUUCACCGUGACAUCUGACGCCGCCGUGAGUUUGACCUCUGCGAUCAAUUCCGAUGUGAGCUUGACGAGCGCCGGUACGGGUGAUAUCCUGUUGACAUCGACGGACGACAUCACGCUCGACGCUGCCGAUGAUGUGA